CUUCCUCAGGAUUUCCACCUGGUUGGACAGGACAGAUUUAACGAAACUUGGCGAAAUGUUGAGUUUGGGGAGCGGGGGUGGGAAACCUGUAAAGCCAUCGUUCGUGUCCUAUGUCACUCCCGAGGAAAUUAAAUCAACUGAGAGAGAAACGUCAAGAAAAGAGAAACAUCCUGACUUAUUACCGGGGGAGGUCGUGUUCUGCAGCACCAACCCUGUCCUGAAGUACACGCAGGAUGACGUGUCCCAGCGCGGCAUCUUCGGAACGCUGGUCUGCACCAACUUCCGCAUCGCCUUCGUCAGCGACGAGGCCCCCUCGGAGGAGCAGGCCCAGCUCUUCAAGAAUAAGCUGUAUGGAGAAAAUGACAUUCCUCUGACAUGUGUGGAUCAUAUCUAUGGAGGCUACGACGAGAAGAAGAAGCUGAUCACAGGUGGUCUGGUGAGGAACAAGUACCCGUCCAAGAUCAUCAUUCACUGUAAAGAUCUGAGGGUUUUCCAGUUCUCGCUGACGUACGCUAAAGAAGAGGAAGCUAAAAAGAUCUUCCAAGGCAUUAUCCACCACAGCUUAGAGCCCAAGUCUCUGAAAUGCAUCUUUGCCUUUUCCUACUGUGAGAAAGCCACAGCAACUCCUGAGAUCCACAGGACUCCAAGAACAGUGAUGUUUGACACUGUUGAGGACUGGACCCAGGAAAUGAAACGAACCAAAGGGAACUGUAAAGUAGUCUCAGCCAAUGAAAACUUCAGCCUCUCUCAAAAGUUGCCUCAGUUUUUCAUCAUGCCCACGGCUGUUUUAGAUGAGGAUAUGACAAAGUUUGAGGGAAAAGGAUUACCUAUUUGGUGCUGGUCUCACCACAGUGGAUGCGCUCUGUUUAAAACGGCCUCUUUACCUUUGAUGCAAGAGGACGGCUAUUCCCAGGCGUACAAGAUCUACAUGGAGAGAAUGCUGAACGCUGUGGCUCAGACCCACCUUUAUUCUGUGAAAACUGAGGAACUGUCCGACACGCUGCCAACGAUUCAGGACAUCCAGCAGUCUUACAGCAGGUUCAAGCAGUUCUUCCUCAUCGAUAAUACUACUGAAUUUUGGCUGUCAGACAUGAAAUGGUUUUCUUCUCUGGAAAAUUCCGGAUGGCUGGACAUCAUAAGACAGUGUCUUCAAAAAGCUGUUGAGGUAGUUGAAUGCCUGGAGAAGGAAAACACAAAUGUUCUGAUAAUGGAGGAGGCCGGUUCGGACCUGUGCUGCGUGAUCUCCAGCCUGGUCCAGCUGAUGCUCGACCCCUACUGCAGAACCCUGGCGGGGUUCCAGAGCCUGGUGCAGAAGGAGUGGGUGGCCGGCGGCCACAGCUUCCUGGACCGCUGCAACCACGUCCAUCAAAAGGACAAGGAGCAGUUCCAGUCUCCCGUGUUCCUGCUGUUCCUGGAGUGCGUCUGGCAGCUGCUGCAGCAGCACGGCCCGGCCUUCCAGUUCUCUGAGACCUACCUGACCGUGCUGUCCGACAGCGUCCACGUCCCCGUCUUCGGCACCUUCCUCUUCAACUCGCCCUACCACAGGGCCACCGUCAUGAAGAACGAUUCCCCGCAAACACAAAGAGGCCCAUUGAACUGUCCCGAAGUGUGGGACUGGUCCCUCCAGUUUGAGCGCAAGGCACAGGACCUCUUCACUAACCCUCUGUACGCCGAGAAGCCCAAGCAAGACAAGGGGGCGCGGAGAACCUAUCGGCCAAAGCACCAGAGGCAGCUGUCCUUGCCCAGCUCGGCCUUCAAGACCCCCCCAAAGAAGGGCUUUUUCAAGGAGGAGACGGACAGCCUGAAGAAGAUGCUGCGGGUGAAGCGGAUCAGCCGGUGGCUGCACUCGCCGGACUCGGCGCAGGCCUCCACGCGGGAGUUCUACGAGGCCUGGCAGCGGAAGCCUCUGGACUACCACAGCCUGAUCCUGCCCUGCCUGGACGGGCCCGCCAUGCGCGUCUGGAUGCAGCGCUACCUCCGCUGGAUCCACGAGGUACAGAUCUUCGGCGGCGGCGCCAUCACCGUCAUGAGCAAGCUGGCCGACCUGGUGGGGGAGGUGCAGGAGCUGCGCAGGGAGCUGGAGCGGCAGGCCUGCAGGGCCGACUCCAACCACCAGAGGGCGGCGGCGAGCCACAGGUCGUCGGUCCGCCUGUCCUCCUCCUUCCCCUUCGCCACCUCCCGCGUCUGGUCCUUCAAGCCCGCCAUCCCCACCAGCCUCCUGCAGAGCCUGAUGAUUACGGGCGGCCUGGCCGACCAGGACGACGAAGAUGGAGAGACCCUGGGCGUGGUCUGAGGACCCGCUGCUCUCGCCGGCCGAUCGCAUCGCGCCGACCAAUCACAUUCACAGCCGCGGCGGCGACGUGAAACAGGCCAGGUGCAUUUGGCUAAGGCGUUCUUAACCUGCCAUUAACUGGGAGCGGUGGUUCAGGUCAAUCAGGUUUACUGCAGGUCUCUGGGAACCUUCCACAUUCAGCCACCUAGAUGGUUCACGCCUCAGUGUAACUGUCAAGGUCAUGUAUAUAGGAAUGGCAGCCUAACUUAUAUGCAAUUUUAUGCUCUACUGUUCAAAAAGUGUGAUUUGCACGAAGAACUUUGCAAACACAGAUGCAAACUUAAGCACUCCACCAAAAAUGUACAUAUUUUUUCCGAUUCCAAAAAUAGUCUGUGUUCUUUCUGUUGACUUUUGACAUUAUACCAGUCCUUCUGAAGGAUAUGGCCUUGAUCUUUGGCCACACUUUGGAAGUCUGUGUUUACCAAUUUGGCCUUUUACUUAUACUUUCAAUAAAAAUGGGUAUGUUGGCCGUCACAGAGAAAGUGAGGUCCAAGAAAGCAAUACUACCAGAUAUUGAAAGCAAUAGUACCAACUAAUAGUUCCAACGACAAAGAUGACUGUUGGUCAUAGACGACGCAUGAUUUAAUUGAUUCAAACUCAAAUUGUUCCCUGUUGCAAGGUAGGUCAUUUUUGGAUCACGUUGCCACCUAGCAUUAAAAUUAAACCUCUUUCACCUCACAGAUUUCUGAGUCGUGUGACACUGGGUUACACCGCUUUAAUAGCAUGCUUCAGUUCAGUGCUACCGGGAUCAUUUUACAUUUCUUCUGUUAUUUUCUAUUUUUAUUUUUUAUGAGACCAUGUGUUGUUUUUUGCAAAUAAGGGCACCCCUUUACUUCCCCAAAUGGUAAUUUACACCAGUGUCACCUUAGGAACGGUUUAUAUAUAUACGAUUCAGGGUUAUUCUUCUUUUGAAUGAAACAGGCCGUUGCAUGACUGUUUACCAGUGUUUCUGAAACUAAUGGAAUUGUGCACUAAGUUUUCCAAAGAGGCGACCAGUUCAACUUUCAUUUGGUGGUAUUUACAUUUCAAAUC
Molecule: messenger RNA, 3364 nt
Organism: Megalops cyprinoides (Indo-Pacific tarpon)
Lineage: Eukaryota; Metazoa; Chordata; Actinopteri; Elopiformes; Megalopidae
Gene: mtmr12
Product: myotubularin related protein 12
Exons: 16
Coding region: 56-2293 (745 amino acids)
Source: RefSeq, a predicted model, not a curated record